AUGACCUUGAGUUACCGGUGGGGUACCGAACCUCAAAAGUUGGUUUUGUCAUCACACAACCUGGAUUUACUGGGUCGUGGAAGUCCCAUUGUGCAACUACCGCAAACAUUCCAGGACUUGGUUGUAGUUGCACAUCAUCUUGGCAUCCGGAAUGACUGGGAGAAGGAAGCGCUCACGAUGAGAGAAGUAUACAGUAAUGCAGCGUGCAACGUUGCAGCAUCUGCUUCGAGUAGCCCUGCUGGCGGAUUGUUCCGAUCUCGUGUCACAAAGAACAUCCGGCCGGGCAUCGUCAAGUCAAACCUCGCUUUCCAAGAACCCGGGGAGUUCUACAUGUUUGAUAAAGGAUAUUGGGAUCGCCACCUCCUGUAUGGUGCUCUGCACACCAGGGGAUGGGUGUUCCAGGAGCGGUUCUUAUCACCGCGACAAAUCUACUUCACAAGAAGUCAAGUUAUGUGGGAAUGCUUAGAGGAACACAAAUGCGAGGGAUUUCCACGAGGAAUUCCACUUCAUGAAUCCUCGAAAAGCAUAAAACGCCUCCUUCCACCACAAAGAAAUGACGAUGAGACCAAAGUUGAAGGCCUCAUGCCAUUCGAUACUUUGGAUCUUUGGAUUGAUAUCGUCGCUACUUACUCCAAGUGCGAAUUCAGCGUCAAAGAGGACAAGCUUUACGCCCUAGGGGGCAUUGCCAAGCUCUUCCAGGAAGUUACAGGUGACACCUAUCUUGCUGGCUUGUGGCGCUCACGUCUUCUACAUCAGCUAGAUUGGUAUACAUUGAUGCCACAGCCGAGGAUCAUGAGCAAAUACAGAGCUCCAUCCUGGUCAUGGGCAUCUGUUGAUGGGCCAGUACAGCCAACACACCCUGCUCACGGAUAUCACUUUCUAGAAGAGGUAAUGGACGCAAGUGUGACAACGACAAGUGCGGGAAACGACUUGGUCAAUGCAAUCGGUGGUAGCAUAACACUGCGAGCGAAGGUGUAUGAUGCAACUUAUGAGCGAGAAUACCCACUUACAAACGAUGGGCUCAUCCAUUUCGGCUCUAAAGACAAGGCCUUCCCUCCAUUUACGACAUGGCCUUACCUUGAUGCAGUUGAGGACAAUCUGAAAAAGAGCGGUCACACAUCACUACUGCCCUUAAGAAAUCAGGAAGUCAAUUGGGAGGAUCUUGAAAGGGACCAGUCUGGUGAUACAAAUGGCGUUACUUGUCUCAUCCUGGAGAAAGUUGGCGCGUCCAAAAACACGUAUCGUAAGAUCGGAUGGAUGUACCUUUGGGGAGGAAGAUCUCAUGGUAAAGAAAACCAAGAUGUCAUAGACGCUAUUCUUUCAGCCCAUGAGAGUGAUCGAGGAUGGACACAGAUCAUUUUGGUUUGA
Molecule: messenger RNA, 1368 nt
Organism: Colletotrichum tamarilloi
Lineage: Eukaryota; Fungi; Ascomycota; Sordariomycetes; Glomerellales; Glomerellaceae
Exons: 2
Coding region: 1-1368 (455 amino acids)
Source: RefSeq, a predicted model, not a curated record